This is a messenger RNA of Aspergillus sclerotioniger CBS 115572, 1572 nucleotides long. It is a transcript of the gene fahA, whose product is annotated as fumarylacetoacetate hydrolase FahA. Gene Ontology annotation, molecular function: fumarylacetoacetase activity. The record is from RefSeq and is a predicted model, not a curated record. Lineage: Eukaryota; Fungi; Ascomycota; Eurotiomycetes; Eurotiales; Aspergillaceae. The coding region runs from base 133 to 1428 and encodes 431 amino acids. Gene Ontology annotation, biological process: L-phenylalanine catabolic process; L-tyrosine catabolic process; homogentisate catabolic process. The transcript has a single exon.
CGAAUGCCUCGAGAGCGAUGGCGGGGUAUUGCUUUUUAACGUCGGCAUCGCAGUUCUCUCGGAAAUGGAGAAGCUCAACCAACCUCCUCUCUUUCUCUUCAAUCCUCCCGCCCUUAACCGCAUCCUCCCACCAUGACUUCCUGGCUGCAGAUCCCCAAGAACUCGCCUUUCUCACUGGCGAACAUCCCAUUCGGGAUCAUCUCCUCGGCCAAAGUCCCAUCGCGCGUGGCUGCCAUUGCGAUCGGUGACUAUGCGUUGAACCUGAAUGCUUUUGCCUCGUCUGGGGGUUUCUCUCAGCUGCCCGCAAUCCAGCCCCAUCUCAGCGUGUUCAGCCAGCCCACCCUGAAUGCCUUUGCCGCUCUGGGCCGUCCAGUCCACCGUCAAGUCCGCGAAUACAUCCAGUAUAUCCUCCGUGCAGACACCCCAUAUCCUCAGGUCCUGAAAGAGAAUGAGACACUCCAGAAAGAAGCCCUUCUGCCGCUAUCGGAGGUGACCAACCACCUUCCCAUGCAAAUCGGAGACUACACAGACUUCUAUGCCGGCCUCAACCACGCCUACAACCUGGGCGUUCUGCUCCGUGGACCAGACAAUGCCCUGCAGCCCAACUACAAGCAUCUUCCAGUCGCAUACCACGGUCGCGCCUCGUCCAUCGUGGUCUCCGGCACGCCCAUCCACCGUCCAAACGGCCAGGUCCUGGCCAACCCUACAGCGACCCCGAAGGUCCCGACCUUCUCGCCCUGCAAGAGACUCGACAUCGAACUGGAACUGGCUGCUUUUGUCAGCACGCCCAAUGACAUGGGCAAGCCCGUCCCUGUCAACGAGGCCGAAGACCACAUCUUUGGCUUGGUGCUCAUGAACGACUGGUCCGCUCGUGACAUUCAAGCCUGGGAGUACGUUCCCCUGGGCCCUUUCAACGCCAAAAACUUUGCAACCACCAUCACUCCCUGGGUAGUCCUUAUCGAUGCCUUGGAACCCUUCCGGGUCCCCAGUCUGGACCCAGAAAACCGGGAGAACCUCCUCCCCUACCUGCGUGAGAAGCGCACCGACGGCGUCUUUGACAUUCCCCUUGAAUUUGAAAUCACCAACACGGGCGGUCAGCCUACCACGGUCUCCCGCAGCAAUGCCAAGAACCUCCUGUUCUCCUUUUCCCAGAUGUUGGCCCACCACACCAUCACGGGCUGCAACCUGAGACCGGGCGACUUGCUCGGCAGUGGAACCAUCUCUGGCACGGAACCCCAGACUCAGGGCAGCAUGUUCGAGCAAACCAAGGGCAAGGAGCCCCUCAAGCUGGCCGACGGCUCCGAGCGGGUAUUCCUCGAGGACGGAGACACUGUCGUCCUCCGAGGCAAGGCGGGCACAGAGGGAAACUAUGUCGGAUUCGGCGACUGCAGUGCCACCAUUUUGCCUGCCCUCAAGCUGGAAUUCUAAAUUGUAUCCAUCGACCAAUAGUACAGUGUGAUAACAACCACUUAUGCCUUGAAGUGAAACCAACGAAUGACAUUGAUCCAGAAGGAUCUUCCGCGGAGCCAUGGAGAACUUAAAGUAUAGAUGUAACAUCCGACCCACCGAACC